This is a messenger RNA of Bursaphelenchus xylophilus (pine wood nematode), 802 nucleotides long. NCBI's taxonomy places the organism in Eukaryota, Metazoa, Nematoda, Chromadorea, Rhabditida, Aphelenchoididae. The record is from the annotation of a GenBank genome assembly.
AUGUUUUUGUGCAUUCUCUUCGUUCCAGUUCAAUUUAUCUACCGCUACCGAGUGGUGACUUCUUCCGACACAUCGUUGAAGACCGUCUUACUUCCUCUGUUACUGGCAUCAUCAUACAUGGUGGUGCAUUGCAGCAUCUUACCUUAUACAUUCCAAAGAACAUCCCCCAAAUACGACAAAUUGUUAAUCGACAAUGGUUUCGAACAAUACGCCGGUCGCAAUUAUUAUGUUGGAGACGUGGUAAGGGUACUGGUUAUUAGACUACACUUCCUUGUUUCCGACCAAACACUACAGUAAGUGUUCUAGGAGGCAAAUGUCUGGUUAAUCCCGCAUCUUGGAAGCUGCAACACAACGGUCCUUUUAAGUUAUGUCCUUACCUACUUUUACCGCAAGAGAACGCAGCGCUAUCUGCAACGCUUUGGCACAGACGUGACAAGAUCCACUCUUAGAGCUCAAAAGCAAAUGGGAAGAGUCAUGAUGCUGCAGGUAAAGCAGAUACCACCCGAACCAAGCAAUAAUUUAGGCACUCUACCCAACAGUUGUGUUUGGACUUCCUUGUCUUAUCCUUGCGACGUCUCCAAUCAUCGGAUUUAGCUCCAAAUGGUUAGGAAACAUCCUGAUUGUCUCAGUGCAUACAUUGCCAACGUUAAAUGCGCUAUCAGUAAUUAUAUGUGUUCCUUCAUACCGGAGGAUCACAAAACGUUUAUUGCUGACUAUUCUAAGAUGCAGCGGGAAGGACCUGGAGAGAUACGAAUCAAAAGUUCACUCAACGACCGAGGGCGCUAACAAAACUGUUGAUUAA